AGAUGCUGGCUUGUUUGGAAAGGAAACAGAUUAUUCAUAGGGCUGUUGAGUUGAGCUGUCAAAUGGGGAAGAAAGGAAAGGUAAACAAACCUGAAUCCAGAAUCACUUGCUUGUGAAGCAAAAUCAGAAAAGCCUACAUACCAAUGCAAGAAUAAAGAGAAACCCAAGAAACUUUUAGGGGCUUUCAUAUUGGGGGGAGUUUAAAUUUUGUUAAGGGUUUGUUUGUUCCACCUUAUAUAAUAGCUGCAGCCUGCAAGCCUGCAAUGAUAGGAAGAAGAGAACUUGAGUGGCUGUGAGAGUUUGAAUUUCUCCAUCUUUUGCUCUCUCACAUUGGUUUGGUGUUAUAAUUAGUCGAUCAAUUCAACAUCAUCAUUUUGAGGUUUUGAAGAAAUGGAAGGAAGAUUGCUUUGUUUCAUGUUGGCUCUGCAAAUUGUAAGCUGGGUAUCUGCAACAAGCAGGCCUUUAGCACCACAUAACAGUCCUGCAGCUGUUCAUCAAUCAGUCACAGGCCAAAUUCCAAAGUCUUUAUCUUCACUAGUUUCCUUGGAUCCAAAUCUGAGCUUAAAAGAGAGUCCAAGAGAGGCUGCAAUAAAUAGUGAAGAAGCAAUUGGCAGAGGAGGAAGCAGAAUAGGGUCAAGCCCACCAAGCUGUGAGCACAAGUGCUAUGGAUGCACACCAUGUGAAGCCAUCCAGGUGCCUACCAACAGCAAGCACAUCCAUGUUGGUCUCCAAUAUACAAAUUAUGAACCUGAAGGCUGGAAAUGCAAGUGUGGUCCUUCCUUUUACAGCCCAUGAAACUACACUAGAGACCAUUGGAACCAUUGGAUAUAUACAGCUCCAAAGGUUAACUAAGAUGGUCAUUACUCCAGCAUCCCAUUGUACCAAACUACAUUCAUAUUAGCUUUAGGAACAUCUUUGUUGGAAAUUAAUAUUUGUGUUAUUUGCACUUGUAAUGUGAAGAAGCAUAUGAUAUCUUUUGGGACACCUCAUGUUGAAAAUUAUUUAUCAAAAUAAUGUUAUGUAGUUUAU
Molecule: messenger RNA, 1029 nt
Organism: Rubroshorea leprosula
Lineage: Eukaryota; Viridiplantae; Streptophyta; Magnoliopsida; Malvales; Dipterocarpaceae
Source: the annotation of a GenBank genome assembly